This is a messenger RNA of Electrophorus electricus (electric eel), 2232 nucleotides long. RefSeq names its product cytochrome P450 2J2-like. Lineage: Eukaryota; Metazoa; Chordata; Actinopteri; Gymnotiformes; Gymnotidae. The record is from RefSeq and is a predicted model, not a curated record. Gene Ontology annotation, molecular function: oxidoreductase activity, acting on paired donors, with incorporation or reduction of molecular oxygen, reduced flavin or flavoprotein as one donor, and incorporation of one atom of oxygen; heme binding; iron ion binding. Gene Ontology annotation, biological process: xenobiotic metabolic process. Gene Ontology annotation, cellular component: intracellular membrane-bounded organelle; cytoplasm.
UUCUCUGCAGCGUACAGCACCUCUCAGAAUGCAGUCUUUGCUCAGGUAUGUGGACUGGGUCUCUGCUGGCCUAGCACUGCUGGUGCUCCUGCUCUCCCUGCUCCUGUUGGAGGUCUUCAGGAUGAACUCCUCCAGGAGUUGCACUCCUCCAGGACCCACCCCACUGCCCUUUGUGGGAAAUGCGAUCCAGACCACGAGGGAUCCGAUGACCUGCUUCAGAUCGCUGAACCAAUAUGGAGACAUGAGUACCGUGUACUUGGGCAGAAAGCCAAUCAUUGUGCUGAACAGCAUGGAGCUCAUGAAGGAAGCAUACAUUCACAAAGGCAGUGUGUUUUCCGGAAGGCCGUUCAUGCCUUUAAUGGAUUGGAUCACCCACGGGUACGGUAUCUUGAUGGUCACGUACUGUAACGCGUGGAAGGAGCAGCGACGCUUUGUGCUGCACACGCUGCGUAAUUUCGGUCUGGGGAAGAAGUCUGUGGAGGAGCGUGUGAAUGAGGAAGCACAGUACCUAGUCCGAGAGCUCCAGCAGCACGAGGGGAACCCUUUUUACCCCAUCCACCCCAUUAUGAACGCCGUUUCCAACAUCAUCUGCUCCAUCGUAUUUGGAGACCGCUUCGACUACAACAACAAGCGCUUUGCUAAGUUGCUGGAACUCCUGAAUGAAAACAUCCGACUUACUGGCACAGCUGCAGCACAGAUCUUCAACUUCUUCCCCUUCAUAAAACACAUCCCAGGGCCACACCAGAAGAUCCACAGCAAUGCCAGUGCCUUAACAGGGUUCAUCCGGAAGUCUGUGGUGGAGCACAGGAACACUCUGGAUCCAGAAAACCUGCGGGACUUCAUCGAUGCCUACCUGGUGGAAAUGAGCAAGCACAAGUCAGAGGAUAACUCCACGUUCCACGAGGAGAACUUGGUUAUGACGACAUUAGACCUCUUCUUUGCUGGCACUGACACUACGGCGACCACUCUCCGCUGGGGUCUCAUUUUUAUGAUGGACAACCCCAAUGUCCAAGAGCGCUGUCAUGAGGAGAUCGUUCGUGUGCUGGGCUAUGACCGUGCUCCCAGCAUGGACGACCGUUCACGUCUCCCGUACACUUACGCCACCGUCCAUGAGAUCCAGCGCCUUGGCAACAUUGUGCCCCUCGGCGGGGUGCACGAGACAACGCAGCCCACCCAGCUACGGGGGUACAACAUCGCCAAGGGAACAAUGAUCAUGACUAACCUCACUGCAGUCUUCACUGACAAAGAGUACUGGAAGCACCCAGAAACAUUCAACCCAGAGAACUUUCUGGAUGAGGAAGGGCAGUUCUGCAAACAAGAACACUUCAUCCCAUUUUCUCUGGGUCCGAGGGUGUGUCUCGGUGAAUCUCUGGCGAGGACAGAGCUCUUCCUCUUCUUCACCUCUCUGAUUCAGCACCUGCAGUUCUCCUGGCCCCCAGGAGUUCCACGUCCCAACAUGGACGGCAACAUGGGUAUGAUCCGUACUCCGUACCCGUUCAACACCUGCUGUCGCAGUAGGGAGCCGACCCACUGAGCCCGCACGUGGACAACACCGUCUCUGGACUGCAACCCUGUGCCUCUCUCUCUCUCUCUCUCUCACACACACACACACACACACACACACAUACACAUACACACACACACACACACACACACACACACACAUUACACCAUGACUACUGCUCUGAAGUGGGACACUUACCUCUGCAGUGAGUACAAAGGUGCAUAUCUGGUUCCAUGUGUGUGUAAAUUAGCAGCAAUGUAAACAAUGAGUGGGUGAAGUGUAUGAAUGGUAUGUUAAAGGUUUCCUAUCACUCAUAUAAGACACUCUGGACUAACCAGUUCCCUAGUGUGCUGUUUGUUUGUUGGUUUAUAGGUUUAGUAUUAUAAAACAAGCUAAUAUAACCAUAUUACUUUGUUAAUCCUAGUGGGUACCAACUUUUUGCACAGCACACCACUGGUUGGCAAUUCACUUUACACAUUCUCUCUAUGAUUGAAAAAUCCAGAGGAAAAAAUAUGCAAAGUUGGUGAUAUAAACUAUAUCCAUGUAAUAAAUUCACUUUUAAAUGUUAAUGUAAUAAAUGUUAUAAUUUAUACCUCCUACUCUCUAUUACAUACUCCACAGGAAGGUGAUGUCGUGGAAUUACUGUGACUAAGAACCUGCUUACCCUACAUAAAUUUACAUUUGCAUUUAUGGCAUUUAGCAGAAGCGAUUUUUUUACAUUUAUGGCA